CAGACGCACCAGCCUCUGAUUCGCUGGUUGGCUGGGACCUUGCCGAACGCGGAAGUGACGUCAGAGUCACCGUCCGGGGACAGUUUCGGUAUUUACAGACGAGCCAGUCAACUGUAUGCAGUCUGCAGGGGUUUCGCCGCGACCUACACAGCCAUGGCGCCAUUGUCUCUACCCCUGUCGUCCCUUCUGAGGCACAGGGACUGUCUGCAAAAGGCGAACGUCUUCUCCAACGUGUUACGCGGUUUACAGCACCGCUCGGUCAGGUCUCGCGUCUGGAAGCGGAAUUUCGGCGCGGUGGCACAUGGAGUCGGUCAACUGCUGUCAAACCAGCCCAGAGCCCAAAACUACGCCGCAUCUGUUUGUAGCAGCUCCUCAGACGGUCAGGACAUGACAGAGAGGCUGUGGUCCGUAUACAGAGAGACUAAAAGACAGACAGAAGAUUUGAUCCCAGUCAUUUCCACCAACUCAGUUGACCCCGACACAAUUUUUUCCAACAAUGAGAUGAGCCUGCGAGACAUCGAGAUCUACGGCUUUGACUAUGACUACACUCUGGCAUUCUACUCCAGACACCUCCACACCCUCAUCUUCAACAUUGCACGGGACAUCCUCAUCACUAAUCACAGGUAUCCAGAGGGCCUGCGAGAGUACGAAUAUAUUCCUAAUUUUGCAGUAAGAGGACUUCACUAUGAUGUUCAGAAGGCACUGCUGAUGAAGAUAGAUGCAUUUCACUACAUCCAGUUGGGAACUGUCUACAGAGGUCUUCAUUCAGUUCCUGAUGAGGAGGUAACCGCCAUGUACCAAGGCAGUCACGUACCUCUAGAGAUCAUGAGCGACUUCUAUGGCAAGAGUUCCCAUGGCCACACCAUGAAACAGUUCAUGGACAUAUUCUCCCUGCCUGAGAUGACCCUCCUGUCCUGUGUCAAUGACUUCUUCAUGAGGCACAACAUCGACUAUGAGCCGGUCCAUCUCUACAAAGACGUAAAGGAAGCCAUUAGAGACGUUCACGUCAAGGGCAUUAUGUACCGAGCCGUGGAGGCAGACAUUGGGAAAUACAUUUGCUAUGGUGAGCAGAGCCACGCUGUGCUGAAGAAGCUGUCAGAGCAUGGAAAAAAGAUGUUCCUCAUUACCAACAGCCCAUUUGACUUUGUGGACCGAGGAAUGAACUACAUCGUAGGGAAGGACUGGAGGGACCUGUUUGAUGUUGUGAUCGUUCAGGCCGACAAACCUGGUUUCUUCAACGACAGGAGAAAACCAUUUAGGCGAGUGACAGACAAAGGUGCGUUACUGUGGGACAGGAUUCACAGGUUGGAAAAGGGGAAGAUCUACAAACAGGGAAACCUUUAUGAGUUCCUGAGACUCACCGGCUGGAGAGGUUCCAAAGUGCUCUACUUCGGCGAUCACAUCUACAGUGACUUGGCAGAUCUGACGCUGAAACACGGCUGGAGGACGGGCGCCAUCAUUCCCGAGCUGAGGAAGGAGAUCAAGAUCAUGAACACGGAGCAGUACAUGCACAUGAUGGCCUGGUUACAGGCACUGACUGGGCUUAUCGAACAGAUGCAGGUCCACAGGGAUCCAGCGUCUCAAGCUGUCGUCGAUGAGUGGAUCAGAGAAAGAGAAGCUAUGAGGACGCAGACAAAGGACAUCUUCAACAGCCAGUUUGGGAGUCUCUUCCGGACGUACCACAACCCCACCUACUUCUCACGCAGGCUCUCGCGCUUCGCUGACAUCUACAUGGCCUCCAUCAGCUGCCUGCUCAACUACGACUUCCAGCACACCUUUUUCCCGCGCCGCACUCCCCUGCAGCACGAGUCCCCCUUCUGGCCCGAACAAGGUCCUGCUGGCAUCAGGACGUAAUGAUCUCCAUCGCUUAGUUUUGAGACAUUUUAGGAGACCUACGCCGCAUCCCAAGAUGUGCUGGCAACAAUCAUGCAAACUGUCGAUGUUUAUGAAGCUUUAAACUAGUUUACUCUCUCAGAUGACUCGGCCUUUAAGAAAAACAAAUGUAUUGCUUUUAAUUACACGUGCUUCUUGUACUUUACAUUUUCAUCACACAGAAUUUGGAACAUUGAAUGGACUGUUUGGGGUUUGCAUGUGUUCGUGUUUCAGUCGAUCAACCAAUCAGUCGGUCUUUAUUUGUCAUUUCUUGACACUUGCAUAACCAUACACCUUGAUUGAUUUAUUUACAGAGAUCCAGCUCUGAGAGCGACCUUGAGGGAGAGUCAGCGUAGUGAGAUUAUACAAAGAUGAUGCAGUUACUCAGUGUGAACAAUAGGGGGCAGUCACACAUCAAGUCUUAGACGACUCUUCUGUGUGGAUCUUAUAGCUGCCUAUCAUUGCUUUAUAUUUUAAGCUCUGCUUCUGUAAGAGACUGUCAGAUGUGACAUUUACAUCUCAGAAUGUGUUGCCUUAAUCUUUACACCCCUGCAAUGUAUAUAUUUUUGUAACAGCUCAAUAUGAUAUAUGGAAAUCAAGCUUUUCAAACUUUGCCAGCCAGCAUCUUAGUUCACUCCAUUUUGAACUGCACUCGGUGACACAAAUUGCACAAUUACGCUCUGAAAUGUUUGUAUUUAUGGAUUGUAACCAGUUCCACACAACAGCAGCUUGUAUGUGUCAUUUUAGAAGUGAGAGAUGUUUUAAUAUUUGUCAGGGGAAAAAAAAGGCAUCUAUAUUUAGCCUGAGUGUUGCUGUUUAAUCUGUGAAGGCAGCGGCGGUGGGUUUGACACUUUUCUGCAGAAAAUGUGUGAAAUGUUUUCUCACGCUCUGGGAGGAGAAUAUCUUGGAUGUGUAACCUGGAAUCUUUGAGUUUGUAAUUAUUUUUGACAAAAAGGGAAAUUCUUACAUACAAGUGGCUACAACCGAGACCUCAUUGUUGCUUUAUCAGUGUUCCUGUGUGCAUAUUUAUGUGUCUGUUUAUUAAAACUGGAGCUGGUUUAACGAU
Acanthopagrus latus (yellowfin seabream) is the source of this 2938-nucleotide messenger RNA. It is a transcript of the gene nt5dc3, whose product is annotated as 5'-nucleotidase domain containing 3. The transcript has 14 exons. Gene Ontology annotation, molecular function: 5'-nucleotidase activity. The record is from RefSeq and is a predicted model, not a curated record. Lineage: Eukaryota; Metazoa; Chordata; Actinopteri; Spariformes; Sparidae. Bases 154 to 1854 code for a protein of 566 amino acids.